This is a messenger RNA of Olea europaea var. sylvestris, 2305 nucleotides long. Its product is annotated as far upstream element-binding protein 2. NCBI's taxonomy places the organism in Eukaryota, Viridiplantae, Streptophyta, Magnoliopsida, Lamiales, Oleaceae. Gene Ontology annotation, cellular component: cytoplasm. Bases 185 to 2125 code for a protein of 646 amino acids. Gene Ontology annotation, molecular function: mRNA binding. The record is from RefSeq and is a predicted model, not a curated record. Gene Ontology annotation, biological process: regulation of gene expression. The transcript is spliced from 6 exons.
AAGGAGGACCCGACAUUACCUCCGAUGCCACUAGUACAUUAUGACACCGACAUUAUAUACAAGGAGAUAAAUCCUUAUUCUAAAAUCCCCGCCCUUUCUACCUAGGUUUUCAGUACUCUAGCUCGCUUUCCAUCUGCAGAAACUCCACAAACACUCCCCUGUAUCUAUCCAUCGAACCACACCAAUGGCUGAGAAGGUACAGUACGCAUCAGUAGAUGGCGAAUCGAACAAGCGCAAGUACGAUGACCCCUCACCCGUCGAGCGUAGGCCGACUGGGUUCUCGUCGCCGCCGGAGUCGAAUGCGCCGUCUUCGUACAAUAGCGGCCCGCCUCCUGUAAAUGAGAUCGAGCUAGCAAAGCUGAAGGCCCAAGAGAUCGCUGCCAGGUUUCUCAACAACGUUGAUCCCACGAAAAGAGCUAGAGUGGAGAAUGGAGCUGGAGGCGGCGGAGGCUUCGACUCCAAUGACUCCAGUAAGGAUUCUGUUCUAGGUCAGAAAUCCAUGGGUUUGGCUUUUAGUGGUCCACCACAAGGUGCUUCUUAUGGUUACCCAGCUCCGAACAAGAAGAUUGAGAUACCAAAUGGCAGGGUCGGUGUGAUAAUUGGCAAAGGUGGCGAGACCAUUAAAUACCUUCAGCUUCAGUCCGGGGCAAAGAUUCAGGUCACUAGAGAUAUGGAUGCAGACCCUAAUUCUGCUAGUAGAGGGGUUGAGCUCAUGGGUACUCCUGAGCAAGUAGCCAAGGCUGAGCAGUUGAUUAAAGAUGUUCUUGCUGAGGCUGAUGCAGGUGGUUCUGGUGUAGCUUCUUUGCAAUCAACUGGGCUACCAUCUGGAGCUGAACAGUUGGUAAUGAAGAUCCCCAACAAUAAGGUGGGUCUUGUUAUUGGUAAAGGAGGUGAAGCCAUUAAAGACAUGCAAGCGAGGUCUGGGGCUCGUAUUCAGGUCAUACCUCUGCACUUGCCACCUGGUGACACAUCAAAAGAAAGGACUGUACAAAUUGAUGGCACUAGAGAACAAAUUGAAGCUGCAAAACUAUUGGUCAAUGAAGUCACCAGUGAGAAUCGUAGUCGAAAUCCAGCAAUGACUGGAGGAUAUCCUCAGCAAGGUUACCAAACUCGACCUCCAAUGAACUGGGCACAGCCUGGACCACCAAUGCAGCAACCUGGAUAUGGUUAUGCUCAGCCUGGUGAUUACCCUGGUCCAUCACCGCAAUACAACACGAACCAAUCACCUUACCCUGGUUAUCCUCCUCAACCACCCUCUGGUGGGUAUUCCAUUGGCUGGGACCAGACAACUGCUCCGGAGAAUCAGCAGGCUGCUCAGGGUGGUGGCUAUGAUUACUAUAGCCAGCAGCAGCCUCCACAGCCGCCAACUAAUGGAGGACCUGGUGCUCCAGCUGAUGGUUCUGCUUAUGGUUAUCAUCAACCACCGCCCUACAGUCAAGGACAAGGUUAUCCCCAAGAUAGCUAUGGUGGAUAUAACAUGCCAGCUCCUCAAUCUGGUUAUGGUCAGUCCCAACCAAAUCCAGUUCCCGGCUAUGAUCAACAAGGUUAUAACUCUACCUAUGGUAACACCUCUAACCCGGCCCCUGAUGGGCAGACAGCUGCAUACGGAACCCUAGGUGAUGCCAGUCAAGUGCCUGCAACCGGUCAGGCACACAAUGCUGGUGGUCAGCCUGGCCCUAAUCCCAAUUCUGCUAUUCAAGGAUCAACCCAGCCCAGUUAUGGGGUGCCACCGACUUCGCAAGUUGGUUAUGCUACGCAACAUUCAGCUGGUUAUGGCCCGAUUCACGGACCGCCCAAUGCUCAAAAACCUCCAACCAGCCAGCCAACUUAUGGGCAGCUGCAGCAGUUGCCUAGCGCUCAAGGAGGCUAUGUUCAACCUGGAUAUCCUCAUUCUCAGCCUCCAACAAGCAGUUAUCCAACAUCGCAGCCAGGGUAUGGUCCACCACCUUAUGGAGCACCACCUCAGCCGCCAGCCUAUAACAGUUAUGGUGGUGGAUAUUCCCAACCGCCAGCGUACUCUUCUGAUGGCAACUCUGGUGCCAGUGCCCAUGGGAGUUAUGAUGCAACUCCACCUUCUAAAACUGUGCUGCCUAGUGGGGCUGCGCAAGCCUCGCCAUCCAGUUGAGUUAUCUUUGUAUUUCUGCCUUGCUCUUGCAAGUGCUGGUGCAUGUUUUAGGUCUAAUUUAGGUUGUAUCAGGUGUCAUUUUGGUUUUGCUGUCUUGUUGACUAUGGAUCUAUGCUUUAUUUCUUCCAACAAUCCUUAUGCAUUGUUCUAUUAAGAGAAUUGCUCCAUGUUUUGUUUAAA